CAAAGCCUGCUGGCUGGGGAAUUCUGGGAGUUGAAGUCCACUCAUCUUAAAUCAUGCUGCCUGGGGAAUUCUGGGAGUUGAAGUCCACCCAUCUCAAAGCCUACUGGCUGGGGAAUUCUGGGAGUUGAAGUCUAGUCAUUUUAAAUCAUGCUGGCUGGGGAAUUCUGAGAGUUGAAGUCUACUCAACUUAAAUCAUGCUUGUUAGGGAAUGGCUAUUGCCUAACUGGUUGGGUUGGCAAUAUAUAUAAACCAUCAAUGCAUGUUUGCAGUCAAAAUCUAAUGUAUAGCUUUAAGACUGUAAUGCUGUAUUGCAUCAUACUGUAUUCUGAUUGGCUAGCUCUGUAGCCAACGUACUUAAGAGGAAGCUUGAAUCAUGGCUUGUUUUUCUUAUUACAUUAUUAUUGCUACCUCUGCUUCUCUCUGCCUGUUCUCUCUGCAUGAUCACUGCUACUUGUUGUUUUCUACUGUUUUACUGAUUGUUUUACUGCUGUAUUUGUUCCUGUUUGCAACUCCAAAAAGAACUGUUUUAUUGCAUAUGACUACAACAACUGGCCAGGCCCUUCGAGAGAGGCGGGGAGGGGGUCUGAACCAUGAACCCCCACCCGCGGCGCAUCCGCCUGAAGCCCUGGCUGGUGGCCCAGGUGAACAGCGGCCUGUACCCGGGUCUGCGCUGGGUAGAUCCGGAACAGAAGCAGUUUUGCAUCCCCUGGCGCCAUGCCACCCGUCACGUGCCGUGCCAGGAUGACGAGAACACCAUCUUCAAGGCCUGGGCCAAAGAAACGGGCAAAUACAACGAGGGCGUGGACGAGCCGGAUCCGGCCAAAUGGAAGGCCAACCUGCGUUGCGCCCUCAACAAAAGCCGGGAGUUCAGCCUCAUCUACGACGGGACCAAAGACACGCCGAUGCAGCCCUACAAGAUUUACGAGGUCUGCGACGCACCCCUGCCCAAUGGAGAGACCUUUGGUGGAGAAGAGCCUGUGGGAUGUGAAGAAGAGGAGGAGCUCCAGAAAAUGAUGCCCACUUUAAGGAUUGCAGAUCCAUCGCACGUCGCAGAGCCCCUUCCCCCCUACCCGUGGCUCAAGCAAGAGACCCUCUACACUAACUCAUGUGCCAAUGGGAACUUCUCCCACUUGGCUCCCCCAGAGGUGGGGCCUGGACCCCCAGCACCAACCCCCGUGGGGGCCUUCGCGGUAGGAGGGGAGCCUCCGGUGCCCAACUUUGGCGAAUCUGCAAGCCGGAUGCCGCUGGUGCCCGAGAGCAUGGCCAUGCCAGGAACCUUGGCGCCUCUCCCCGAGGGGGGCUGUCCUGCAGCCCCCAUCGAGCAGUUCAUCCCGAAUUUAUUGAUCAGCCCCCACAUGCUGCCACUGACCGACCUGGAGAUCAAAUUCCAGUACCGCGGACGUCCGGUGGGAGCCCUGACCAUCAGUAACCCCCAUGGCUGCCGCCUCUUCCACAGCCACCUGGAGCCCACCCACGAACAGGUGGAGCUCUUCGGGCCGGUGACGUUGGAGCAGGUGCGUUUCCCCAGCGCCGAGGCAGUCCCCAACGAGAAGCAGCGUUACUACACCCACCAGCUACUGGACGUCCUGGACCGGGGUCUCAUCCUGGAACUGCAAGGCCAGGACAUUUACGCCAUCCGGUUGUGCCAAUGUAAAGUCUUCUGGACCGGCCCGUGUGCCGGAGAGCUGGCCGGACCCAAUCCCAUUGAACGCGAGAAGAAGGUCAAGCUUUUUAGCCUGGAGAGUUUCCUCAACGGACUCAUCAUGUUCCAGAAAGGCCAGUCCCGCACGCCUCCCCCCUACGAGAUUUUCUUCUGUUUUGGGGAAGAGUGGCCCGACCAGAAACCGAAAGAGAAAAAACUAAUCACGGUCCAGGUUGUCCCCGUAGCUGCUCGGCUUCUUUUAGAAAUGUUUUCCGGAGAACUGUCCUGGUCAGCGGACAGCGUCCGCCUGCAGAUUUCGCAUCCGGAUCUCAAAGACAAAAUGGUUUCGCAAUUCAAAGAACUGCACCACCUUUGGCAAAUUCAGCAAAACAUGCACGAGGGGGACCCCAGCAGCUGGGAAAUGCAGACCGGCGGAAACGGCAUGCAGCAGUGAGAUGCCAAGAGACCCCGUCCCCCACCCCCAAAGACUACCACCCCCCCAUCCGGUGACAUUUGGAUGGCACCAUCCUCCUGGGCAUGCAAACUCCGGCAAGAGCUGUCCCAAAUCGGGCUGGCCUCGCCCUGCCCCACUGAGCCAUUCCUGAGGAGGAGUUGGGGGAGUCUCCUGGCGCACCCCAGCUCCGCUUGCAAGCCCCCCACAAGCUUCCGAUGACCUCUGGAGCAUGUUUUAUAAGAAGCACCUGGGCACCCCAGAGGUCAUUUAGAGGAGGUCGGGCUGGCCAGCUUCUCCUGCUUGCAAGAUAAAGAGAGAUAUGCAUGAAAUGUAAAACUUGAACUCUGAACCGAAGCGGGGCUCGAUUCGGAAGAAACGCGCGCUACGCUUCUCGCCAGGAUGGAGGCCUUAAAAAAAAAAAUGGAUUGAAAUUUGGGACCGUUGUAGGUUUGGGCCAGUGGUGAAAUCCAAUUUUUUUUACUACCGGUUCUGUGGGCGUGGCUUGGUGGACAUGGCUUGGCUUGGUGGGUGUGGCAGGGGAAGGAUACUGCAAAAUCUCCAUUCCCACCCCACUCCAGGGGAAGGAUACUGCAAAAUCCCCAUUCCCUCCCCACUCCUGGGGGAAGGAUACUGCAAAAUCUCCAUUCCCACUCCACUCCAGGGGAAGGAUACUGCAAAAUCCCCAUUCCCUCCCCACUCCUGGGGGAAGGAUAUUGCAAAAUCUCCAUUCCUACCCCACUCUGGGGCCAGCCAGAGAUGGUUUUUGCCGGUUCUCUGAAGUACUCAAAAUUUCCGCUACCAGUUCUCCCGAACCUGCCAGAACCUCCUGGAUUUCACCUCUGGUUUGGGCCCUGGAGAAGGAAAAUCUUGCAGCUGAUAUAAGAACCCCCCUCUCUUCUUCUUCUUCGGAGCCCCUCCACCAUCCCUCCAUCGCAUUGAGGAGAAAACACAGAAGCCUCCGGGACGUCAAUGUCUUAAAUUUUAAACGGAAUAUCGUGCAGGAUGGAGAAAUUGGCACGGGGACGUGGCAAGGUGGUGGCACCCAGCUUUGAAACUCGAGAGAACUGUGAUUUAAAAAUUGCCCGGAUUCAGGAACGUUCUAAAUCCCCCCCUUUUUUUCCCCUCAAAACAAUGGCUGCGUUCUUUAAGCUCCAUCUUAAAAGGUGGAUUCCAUAAAAUCUGGGACCCCCGGAGGUCUUCUAGUCCAACCCCCUGCUCGAGCAGGAGACCUCACACCCUUCUUGUCUUCGAGGCUUGUCCUUUUGACCCACCCAGGUUUUUGAACCCGGUUCCGGUUUAAGAGCAAAGGUUAUGAUGGUUUGAAUACAGGUAAACCACAGCUGAGCCUGACAUUUCUGUUGCUAAGGGAGUUUUGCCUCAUUUUGCGACCUGCCUUUCUUUCCCGUUAUUCAAUGGAUCGCUGUGGCCGUUCAUUUAGUAGCACGGAUGUAAAGUGAAUCUGUUUUCCCCCCCCUUGUCUUUGCUGGUCCGAAGGUCGCAAAAAGGGAAACUGCAACCGUCAUAACUUCGAGCCGUUUGCCAAGCAAAUCUGAAUUUUGAUCACGUGACCUGGGGGGGGUAAUGCAGCUAAUGGUUGCGGGUGUGAAAAACGGGUCACGUCGCUUUUCUCAGCGUUGUAACUUUGAACGGUCACUAAACGAAUGAUUGUUAAGUCAAGGGCUACCUGUAAUCUUUUCGGUGGGUUAUUGUAAGAGAAGCAAGGUAAAUCUAACAGCCCUUUUUUUAUGACACGAGGGAUUUUAGGUUGUUUUAUUCUUUGUGUCACAACGAAUCCCCUUGGGCCCUUAAGCCGGUGUUUCCCAAAACUUGGAAAAUCCCCCUCCCCAAAUGCAAUAAAAGUGGCUUCAUCUGAGCCCCACCCCCUUUUCUCUGCCCCCCAAAUCCUCCUUCGAUUGGGAAGGAAGGAAGGAAAGGGAAAUAGACUCCCAAGUCCCCAAGAAAUUCAGUUACGCUUAAUAAUUUGAAUUAAAAAGCUUGAUUCCCAAAGAUCGGACGUGUGAGUGCGUUGCAGGCCGAUUCCUUCGGUUGUGGGAUCCAGGGGUUGGCGCCAGUGUGUGAAGCGGCCCAGGGAUCUCAGAUUUUGGGCUGCCGAUUCGUUUGGAGAAACCAGGAGAGUUUUGUGAAUUGCAGGUAAUCCUCAGCUGGAGGGGGUGGACUAGAAGACCUCCAAACGCCCUUCCAACUCUGCUAUUCUGUUUCCAGCCUGGGGUAAGAGCCACGUUGAUGGAUGUUGAAUGGCUCUUGUUUCUUCUUCAUUAUUUCUGUCUUCGCUUCCUUGAAGCACCCCAAGGAUAUAUACAUACAUACACACACAGAUACAUACAUACAUACAUAUAUGGCUCUUUGGUUAUUCGGGUUUUCUCCCGCGUAAAAUUGGAAGUGUCUUGAUGACGUUUCGACGAAGUCUCGUCAUCUUCAAGCUGGUGUUUUCGGCUUCGUGCUUCUAGGAGCAAUGUGAGAUCGCAGCUGUUUCUUCCUUUUAAUUGCUAGUGGGGUGUGAACUGAUUGGGUGGGAGCUUGGCUGUGUUCUGAUUGGGUGGAGAUAUAUAUAUAUUGUGGGUGGGGGCAGAUGGAACAAAGCCAGCCCUAUUUGUCACUGUGCCAGUUGUGUUUUCCCACAUCUGCAGAGAUUCCACCUGCGGGUUCUAUCGGAUGAGCAAGCCGAUAAAAAGAGUUUUCCAAAAUAAACGAAGGGAGCUAACAUUUUGGA
This is a messenger RNA of Pantherophis guttatus, 4827 nucleotides long. The record is from RefSeq and is a predicted model, not a curated record. NCBI's taxonomy places the organism in Eukaryota, Metazoa, Chordata, Lepidosauria, Squamata, Colubridae.